AUGAGUGGAUUUCGGCACGCCUUUUCUAUGACACGGAAGGAGGUACGGGAUGCCGUACCUCCUGGGACUAUCUCCCUGUCAAUUUACUCCCAAGAGUCCGCUGGUCGCACGCAUCUCAAAAAUAAUGGCGAACUGGUUCUGUCUCCUCAGCCGUCGGAGGACCCAAUGGAUCCGUUGAAUUGGCCAAGUUGGCGCAAGUUCACCGUUCUUCUGCUCAUGUCGCUGUAUGCCGCCAUUGGAAAUUUUACUUCUGGCUCAAUUUCCAGUGCCUUUCCCUUAUAUGCCACUCCGAUGGCUUUCAAUCCCCCUGUUUCUAUUGGGAAGCUGGGUCAUCUCGUUGCGUUCUUCUUUAUUUUUGAGAAUUCGUGUUUCGUCUCCUUGCUGCCCGCUUUUUCAUGGGGGUUGGCGUCGCUCCAGCCGACACAAGGGUUUUAUACGGUUUUCAUCUGCAUAGGCCCCGUUCUAGGAGGUAUUGCCGGUGGUUACAUUGCCGGAAACCUGGGCCUGGCAUGGAUCCAUUGGAUCAAUGUGAUAUUGUCCGGUAUUCUACUAGUCGCCUGUUUCUUCCUCGUCCCGGAGACGCUCUAUGUUCGUGAGGUCCCUCAAGCCACAGACCCUGCUUUGGACAAUGGCGGGAAAGAUGAGGAUGCAGCAAGUUCGGUCAAAAUUGAAGAUAUUACGCGGAAUCGAACUACGAGUGGUAGUUAUACGGAACUUACUUUCCUCCGCUCACUUAAGCUAUACACCUACCAUGGAAACCUUUUCCAGAAUUUCAUUUCGCCGUGGUUGACACUGCGUCUUCCCGGGGUAUGGCUAGUGAUGCUAUGGUAUGCAGGACUGGUCGGUGGAGUUGUGACAAUAUCGACAGUCGGCCCAACGCUCGCUGCCCAGCCGCCAUAUCUGUGGGGAAACAACGCCGGUCUCAUCUUGGUUGGCGGUAUUAUCGGAGCAUUAAUUGGAGCAGUGGCUACGGCACUCACCGCAGAUCGAAUUGUCACCACGAAAAAGACAUUGCAGGGUGAAGAAAACAUGGAGUCAGAGGCUCGCUUGCCAAUUGCACUUCCGGGACUUGUUCUUGCAACAACGGGUUUAUGGACCUUCGGCUUCUGCGCCCAGGCCUCGAAUCCACAUAUGUGGAUUGGGAUGCAGUUUGGGCUGGGAAUGCUGUCCUUUGGUCUCAUGCAGGCACCAUCUAUUGGUUUCAAUUAUCUGCCUGGAUACCAAAUUGAACAGACUUUCACCAGAACAGGGGAUAUCUCUGUUUAUCGGGCCUGGUGUUGA
Molecule: messenger RNA, 1281 nt
Organism: Aspergillus oryzae RIB40
Lineage: Eukaryota; Fungi; Ascomycota; Eurotiomycetes; Eurotiales; Aspergillaceae
Exons: 6
Coding region: 1-1281 (426 amino acids)
Biological process (GO): transmembrane transport
Molecular function (GO): transmembrane transporter activity
Source: RefSeq, a predicted model, not a curated record